GUCGCGGCUUCGGCGCUGACCGCGGCUGUCGCCGGUCGACACCGCAGGUGGCGCCCCGACACUCGACACUCGACACUCGACACUCGACACUCGACACUCGACACUCGACACAAGGCCGCAGCUACCCACGCCACUGCCAACCGCACAUUCCCGUGAACAACUAUUUUCGAAGUGAGGCUGCACAGCUUUAGUAGUAAGCGAGACAAAGCUGCGGAAGCACAGAAAAUGAAAUUAUUACGACCGACAGUGAGGUAUGGGCGUAAAUCGAAGGCCAAGGGUGGCAGGGGGUACGGGCCAACCUGGAAACAAAAAGCCUCACACUGUGGACUCACUUGCGCUUGCAAAAUUGUACUGUGAAACGGGACUGUUUUCAAUGAGAGAUAUCCCUAAUCCUGAUGUCGCCCUACAGUUUACAUGAUACUAGCUGCAACUUGAUCCUGUGGUUCUCCAGAGAUCCUUAGGAUUAAAGCGUGACAGGGGCUGUUUUAUAAAAGGCAUGUUUAAUUUUAGUACGUUACGGCCAAGAAAAAAAUGUUUUCCAUCCUUAUUGGUUUUCCAUUCCAUGUGAUAAAUGUUCAUUGUUUUUUUACUACUUUUUUCUUUUUCCCAAAAUUCCUAUCCAUUUGCUUACCCGAGCGGAUCUUCUCGGGUACCGGGUACUGCCAUAGUAAUUUGGGCACGUGUACGUCUGGCAACACUGCCUGGCGAGACGGCUCAGCCUGGCGACGGGGGCGGCUGUUCAGGGGCAGGGAGGCCGUGUUAUCAGCUCAGCGACACAGCUGCGCGCGCUGUGAUUCGUCAGCUGCGAUAGGCUGCUGGCGCCCCCCUCGAGGCACCUCCCGCUGGCCACGCCCACCGAGUGUCGCGACUGCAGCGCAAUGAUUGGUGACUGGUGCGUAAAGUGUAUCAUGGCUAGAGAAGUAGAGACCCUGAAAAUUCGCGGGUUCAUUUCGUGUUAUGCUAAAAUUCAAAUAAUUGUACCUUAGUGCUGCUUCUGUCAUUGGUUCACUAUUAAUCUGGAGGACUGAGGGCCAAUUAGAGACCCUCACUCAUAGAAGUGUCGAAUCACAGGCCACCCAGUCGAGACGACUCACAAGUCAGCAGCCAAUGAACAGUUGGCAUUUGCCCGAGUGUGUAGAGGAUAUUGGAGUCCAUCCUGGAGGUCAUUGAACCCGCGAAUUUUCCGGGUCUCUAAUCAUGGCUAGAGACAUGAAAAUUUCACUUUAUUAUCUGGAUGCAUUUUAUUCAGUCAUUACGGGGUUCACGUUUUAAAGGGCGUAUUUCUGUUAUGCGAGGAGGAAUGAUAAGGUCGUCGCUCGCUCUUGCUUCUAGCGCGGUAUCGCCUCUAAGCGACAAGACUGUGGACUGGCGCGGUCUUCUCGUCGUGCAUAGGACAGCUAUGAGGUCUUUGAGCGGUAACCAUAACAUUAUAUGGCGGAGAAAUUAAGAUAAAGUUGUAAAGCAAGACCUUUGAGUGAUUUUAAGAAUCUUUACCGGGCUUUUCAUGUCUAAAAAUUAUUAUUCUUUUAACCUUUUCCACUCUCCUAAAAUACAGUUAGGAAACGAAAUACGGAAAUCAGAAACAUCCAUCCGCCCUCAACGUAUUCUUAAAUGCCUUUCUUUAACACACACCACUCGAAUUGCAUGGUUACUUCUGAAUCUCUGCCCACCUAAUGUACGCAGGUAGGUACAAUAUUAUAAUACAGUUAUUCUGAAGGAAUUUGUAACAGCAACAGCAAAUGCCACUGAACACAAGAUGUCAACUUGUUUAUGGGCAAGUGUGUGGUACUAGAAAUUAAGUUUUUUUUGUAGGUCUUUCUAGUCAUGGUAUAACAGAUGGCUGGUGUUGGGAAAAUGCUCCUCUUAUUUUCCGUAAACAUUAUUUGUUAAAUUAAAUAAUUGCAUUAUGCAUAAACAGAACAUAUUUUGAGGAUAAAAAAAUUACUCUCAUAUAUUCGGAUUUAGCUCAGCUAAAACAUAUCUUGAAAAUGGCAGAAAUGCUUGUACUUGGGUUGUUUGUGAUUCGAUAUUUUUAUUGAUGUUAGUUUCUCAUUGGCUCUGUGUCCUUCACAUAAACUGUGAACCAAUCGUAGAAGCAGGUCAAAGGGCUAUUUGAAUUUUACCUACAGCGUAAUGAAUCCGUGUGUUUUCCCUGUCUCUACUUAUAAAUCUCUACUGCGAGCGAUGGCAAAUAUUUUAAUAACGCAAGAGGGCAGGGGUUAAUGCUUCUUAAUCAGUGUUCAAAUAAGACGUUUACCGUUACGAGAAAAGUGUUAUUUAACGUAGGAAACGUGCCUAGCAGCUGCAACUGGCAGCACGUAGUUCGCCGCGGCGCCGCUAGAUGGCACUGGCUUCGAGCGCACGCAGACCAAACAUGGCCUUUUUUUUUUUCUCUCUUCCUCCCCUUCUCCAUCUGGGCGAUCUUUUUUCCCCUCCCGCGGGACGUGAUGCCGGGCUGGGGGAAGAGGGGGGAGGCAUGACUGUGUGUGUGUGUGUGUGUACGUGCGCGCGUUCAAGCGGCUGCGAGCGCGCCGAAGGUACGUUAUCUCGCGCGCGGUCUCCCGGCGAGCGGCGAAGUUCGCGGGUAAAACCCACGCAGGUGCGUGCUUACCGUGGGUUUCGCGUCGGGCCGAGUGCGUGCGCAUCCACGCGGCAAGGGUGUUGGGGGGACGAGCAGGGGAAUUAUCGAACGCAUCGGUUUUUCGAAAUCCGGCGGAAUUAAUUCACGUCCCUUCAAAAUAAAGCACGGAAAAGUGAACACGUGUGCGUUAAAAAAAAAAAAAAAAAAAAAAAACACGCUUCCCGCAUGAGUCUUCAAAUCGAAGAUGGGUGUCUCCGGAAAGGAGCUGUACCGGCGGCGGUACGCUGACGCCGCCUUCCAGAUACACCGCCUGCUCCAGCGACGCCCGCCCCCCGCCGCCGCCGUCGCCGCCGACGAAGACCCGCCCCCGGCUCCCGCCGCCCCCGGGCACAACUAUGAUUCGUCCUCGAAAACGUCAUCUAAAGUCAGACAGACGGCGGCGCUCACUACGCAGCCGCGCACCUCGGGCGGCGGCAAGGCGCAGUGGGGGCGGGUCGACGCCAUGGACCUGAGCUACGUGACGGAGCGCAUCAUCGCGCUGUGGGUGCCCGGUGACGUCAGCGUGGCGGCCUACCGGCAGGGUCAGCAGCAGGCUGCACACAUGCUGCACACCAAGCACAGCGACAACUACAUGGUGUUCAACCUGUCGGAGCGGCGACGCGCCGCGCGCAGCCACCACGAGAGGGUGCAGGAGCUGGGCUGGCCGCCCGACCUGGCGCCGCCCUUGGAGCGCCUCUGCAAGGUCUGCAAGGACAUCGACGAGUGGCUGAGCGGGGACGCGCACCGCAUCGCCGUCAUACACGCCAGGGGCUGCAAGGAGCGCAUCGGCGUGGUGGUCGCCGCCUACAUGCACUACUCCAGCAUCUGCGGCAGCGCCGACCAGGCCCUGGACCGGUUCGCCAUGGCGCGCUUCCUCAGCGACAAGAUCGGCGACCUGCAGCAGCCGUCUCACCGCCGGUACGUGGAGUACUUCUCGGGCCUGCUGUCCAGCAACAUCCGCAUCAACGCCGCGCCUCUCUACCUCACCCACGUGACCGUGCUGGGGGCACCCUCCUUCGAGCCGCCGGCCGACGACGGCGGCUGCAAGGCCUUCCUCAAGGUGUACGAGGGCCUGGUGCCGGUGUACACCUCCGGGGUGCACGCCGUGUCGGGCGGCACCCGCCAGUUCACGGUGAACGUGGCGGCCGAGCGGCACCGCCGCGGCCUGCAGCUGCGCGGGGACAUCCUGCUGAGGUGCUACCACCGCCGCUACCCGCGCGCCGACGCCCGCUCCCCGCUCCACCCCGCCGCUCCGGCGUCGCCGCGACCCGACGGCGGCCGGGAGCUCGUCUUCGCCUGCCAGUUCCACACGUGCGCCGUCGCCGACUACACGCUCAGCUUCACGCGCCAGGAGCUCGACCACGCCUGCAACGACCUGAGGUUCCCUCUGGACGGCGCGGUGGAGCUGCACUUCUCGCCCACCCCGGAGGUGCGGCUGCCCUGCCCCGCGCCCACUCCCGCCGUGCCAGUCACCCUGGCCGACGACCCCGUCACCCGCUGGGACAGCUACGAGAACCUGGGUCUGCUGGACUCCCCUGACUCGGAGGAGGACGCCGCCGACGAGGUGGUCCACACGUUCGGGCCCCUGGACGGCUCGCUGUACGCCACCGUCGCCAAGAAGCAGGAGCUGCAGGACCGCGAAGCCGCCAGGGACCCCGGGGGCGGCGCGGCUGUCAUCGGCAGCCCGCACACCGUCUCCAUGGACUCGGGCAUCUCGUCGGCGGGCAACAACGGCCUCUUGCUGUCGUCGUCGCAGAACCAGCCGCCGGCCGCCAAGAAUCCCGGCUCGAGCUACGAGCACCACCGCGCCGAGAAGACCCUGCUGUCCGGACUGAACGAGGCGCCCUUCUCGCCCGAGGACAGCCACCGCGCGCUAGACGCCCUGCUCAGCGACAUGCUGCAGACCGUGCAGAACAUUCCGGACCUGCCCUCCCCUCCCGGCGGCGGCGGUAGCGACCUCACGCCCCUCCACCACCGCCGCCGCCAGCCCGCCGUCGCCGCAGCCGCACCGGCCGCGCCCAGCCACAACGGCUUCGGCGACCACGCGGAGCUGAGCUUCAUCGACGACGAGAGCGACAUCCCGUACCACGCGCGCCAGGACUCGCGGCCCUUCACGUACGGCGCGCUGCCGUCGCCGCAGCGCGGGAACAUGAGCGGCCCGCUGUCCAGCCCGGGGCUGGUGCGCCGCGCCGCCGGGAGCCGCGACUUGGGCGACGACGACGUGGACGGAGGGCUGUCGCUGUCGCUGUCGCCCGAGCCGCGCGACUACCGCGCCAGCAACGGCAGCGGCAGCCUGUCGCCGCGCUCGCCCGAGUUCCACGACGGGCACGUGGUGGGCGGUGGCAGCCUCACCUGGCUGCAGCGCCAGCAGCAGAAGCUGCGGGAGCGCAAGGAGGUGCAGAUGCGGACGGAGCGCCUGCCGUCGGGCGCGCGGCUCAUCUCGGAGCUGCGCAGCGUGCAGCACCACGGGAACCACCACCACACGCAGGCCAGCCGCCGCGCCGACGGCUACGCCAGCGACACCUCGCACCUGGCCGGCGACGACGAGGACUUCACCGUGCCGCUGCACAUCAACACACAGCCCGGCCUGCACAAGCCCGUCGGCGUGGGGUCGGCGCCGGCGUCGCCGCUGCUGCCCACCAGAUCUCCGUCCAGGAGGUACUACGGCAACGUACAGCAGUCGUACCAGGCGAUGAGCAACUCUGCGGUCACCCCGCUGGGGCGCCACAAGUCGGACACCUACUUCGACCGGGAGCGGCCCUUCGUCGCCAUCAAGAGGGUGCACGAGCAGAACAGGAAGCUGCUCGACUCCCAGGACUGCCUGCGCGCGACUGGUGCCGGGGUGGGGGCGGGCCCGGGCGGCCGGACGGACGCCGCCUACGCCCCGCAGAGCCCCGGCAGCCCCGGAGCCCCGCUCACGUCCCCGCAGCCCGGCCUGCUCACCGUCGUGGAGCACGAGGAAGCGCGCCGCCGGCAGGAGGCGGUGACCCUGAGGCGAGACCCCGAGACGCGGGAGGACAGCUUCUCGUCGUGGCGGACCACGUCGACGAGCGACGAGGCGGGCAGCCCCCCCAGGUCCACGAGUCCCCGGCCGCAGACGCCGGCGUUCCCCGUCCACCCGCGCACCCCGUACGUCAACAGCAGCUCCCAGCAGUUCGACACGUCCGGCUCCGGCCUGCCGCCCAAGAGUCCGACCACACAGCGCAAGGACCGGUCCCCCUCGCCAGUGUCGGACGUGGCACAGACCAGCCUGCAGCAGAACGUCAGCCUCGUGAGCAGUGCCAGCGUCACCAGUGGUCACAAUGUGACGGGCCUGCCGACCACCCCCCACUCCUCGGCCAGCCUCUCCGACAGCCUGUCGCAGCAGAGCCCGAAGAGUCCCGUCAUCCAGAACGGCAGCACGGGCCACUCAUCCCCCACGGUCUACUACGGGCAUUCACGCCGCUCUUCGCUGCACUCCAACAGCGAACCACCGCAGGAAGUCUCUCCCGCACACGUCAAGUUUGUCCGCGACACAUCACGGUUCUGGUACAAGCCCACAAUUUCACGAGAAGAAGCCAUCGGCAUGCUGAGGGACAGGCCCCCGGGCACGUUCGUGGUGCGCGACUCAAACUCGUUCCCGGGAGCGUUCGGCCUGGCGCUGAAGGUGGCCACCCCGCCACCCGGCGUCCAGGGGAAGCUGUCGUCCUCCGGCGACCCGGCCAGCGAGCUGGUGCGCCACUUCCUCAUCGAGCCCACGUCGCGCGGCGUGCGUCUCAAGGGCUGCAGCAACGAGCCUGUCUUCAGUUCGCUGUCGGCGCUGGUGUACCAGCACUCGCUGAUGCAGAUGGCGCUGCCGUGCCGACUGCUGCUGCCGGAAGGGGGCGGCUCGGGCCUCACCCCGGACAGCCCCGGGACCAUCAGCACGGCCCAGCAGCUGCUGGCUCAGGGGGCAGCGUGCAACGUGCUGUACCUGUUCACCAUGGACACGGAGUCGCUGACGGGGCCCCAGGCCAUCAGGAAGGCGGUGCAGCAGCUGUUCCAGCUGAAGCCGUUGCCCGUCGCCACGGUGGUGCACUUCAAGGUGUCGGGGCAGGGCAUCACGCUGACCGACAGCAAGCGCAAGGUGUUCUUCAGGCGGCACUACCCGGUGGCGACCAUCUCCCACUGCGGCCUGGACCCCGAGGACCGCCGCUGGAGCCAGCGCAGCGAGGAGACCGGCCUGCCCGUCAGCUCCAACCGGUGCUUCGGCUUCGUCGCCCGCAAGCUGGCGAGCAAGACGGACAACCAGUGCCACGUCUUCGCGGAGUUGGAGCCCGAGCAGCCGGCCUCCGCGAUCGUCAACUUCGUCUCCAAGGUGAUGCUGAGCGGCGGCACCUUGAAGGCCAACAUCGUGUGAGUGCUUGCGAGACCACUCGCAGCACGGCUGCGCGAGGAGGACAUCCCGGAGCGAUGGAGACGCGCGUGGUGGCGCGGAGGGAGAGCUGUUCUCGAGCAAGUGAUACGUAUGAGCAUCGUAGUGUCUCAAUGUGCGGGCAUUUUGAGAUGGAACUUUAUUUUAUUCUCCCUCUGUAGAUCCGAAUCUGUUUGUGAAACUCAAGCAAAAUGUAAUUUAGUACCGGCGGUGAUUAUUCCGACUGCGAAUAACAAUAAUACGUAAGUACGUAUCCACACAGAAUCUGAGAGAGUUUUAAGGUACAAACAUGAAUACCGACCUAAGGAAACACCCCGAGUGCUAGUUCGUGAAAACACCAAAAAUCUCUUGCAGGUGCUCGCAACACUGCAUUUCAACUGAACAUAGGUAACCGAGUCAAUUCAGCCUGUCAGCAAAACAGAGCAAUACUUUCAGGAAAUAAAAAAAUAUAUAUAUAUUGUUUUUAAAUAGUUUUUUUUGUUGUUCUCGUAAGUACCGCAUGUACAUCACAUUAUUCAUAUCAAAUUAUAUUAACACCUGGUGUAAUAAUAACUUGCUGUAUUUAUGUAGGUAUGUAUACAUAUUCGAAACAGAAUAUUGUCAAAUGAAAACAUGAAUUGUUGAAACUGCUGUAACUAAGCAAGUGGAAAUAAAAAUUAGAAAUGUUAUGAAUCCUAGCUUUUAAAAGUUUAUCUUGCCAUUAUCAUUCAUAUCAUUAUACUGUAUGAAAACUGUAAUGACUUGUGAGUAUUGUCAAAAAAGUUAACAUGUAAUAUAGGUAAUUAAUAAAUAAUGAAUAACUAAUGCUAAUGUAAAAUUUCUGUGUAUUUUUUUUAUGUAACAUGGUUAAAUGAUUGUUAGCAAUUUUUCACAGCUACAAAAUUGUAAACUGUUAAUUGAUGUUUGCAAAUUGAAUUAAUUUGUGAAUGAGAAGAAAUCUAGUAAUGAAUAAUGUAUUUAAAUGUAUUUUCUACUAUAGGUUUGGAUUAUGCACAUUUUUUAAUUAUUAUAGUUGAUAUAAUUACAUUACUUGUUUGAAAUGGGAGGAAAAAUAAAUCAAUUUUCAUAAAAAGUGGUAAAACAAAUAAUUAUGGUGAGAAACAAUUCUUUUAACAGCGCAGUAAAACUUUGUGAAAAAUUUUACCCUGGUGUAUUAAUAAUUACUUAAUUUAAAUUUUUAAAAAAAUAUAUGUUCAUUAUAUUAUUUUUUGAAUUAAUGGCACAGACCCUCAAAUGUUAGUUUGAGACUUUACCAAUAACAAGUAGGCUACCUGUUUUGAUCCUUACAAUUUUACUCACUUGUUUAAAAUUGGUUUUGCACUUGAGAAUGACAUUUGUUUCAAAUAAGACUUCGGAGGAGUAAGGGAUAUUAAAAAAAUAUAUGUAUUAUUUGCAAACAUCAUUUAAAAAGUAUAAAAAUAUUUUUUUUUCAAUUUACUCUCUUUUUAUUAUUUUUUUCCAUUAUGAUCACACUUGAAAUAUGUAUGGAUUCUUCUUGCUGUGUUGACAAAUAAGUUUCUGAGAUAGUACAAGCUUGUAUAUUUUACGUAUUAUCAUAAUUUAUUAGUUGUGUUAUGAAGUUUUAUGUCUAGACAGAACCUUAUAUAAACAAUUGCAGUAUAAGAAAUAUAUAGUAAGAUGUGUUUAACUGUAGAUAUAAAGAAAAGCAAAUAAGCAAAUUGCAAAAUGGUGACAUUUUGCUAAGUACAUACUUUGCAUAUAUUUGCUAAGCCUUAGGUACAUAGGUAUCCUUUUUCCUCAUGUAUUUUUGCCUACUAAACUUGAUGCCUUAGAGAUGACGCAGUGGACAUUGCAAUGAGAAAGAGAACUGUGUAUUCAGUUUUUUUUUAAUUUUAUCAUUGUUGAGAGUGAGUUGAACACUUCAUUAUAAGUAGAGCCAAGAUUCUAUAGGUUUUUUUAUUUUUACAAUUUCUAAAAUUUUAUUUUUACAUUCAAUUUCGAUAUUCUACCUAUGAAAGUUAUAUUGGUACAAAUAUGUAAAAUUUCUCAAGUUGUAGCAUAUAAGUAUCACAUUUUAUUGAAGAAAAAAAAACAAGAAAUAGUGCUAAUGGAACUACAAAACCUACAUAAUUUUACUUGCAAUGGUAACAAAUUAUUUGAUUGUUUGUGUGGCUAAAAUAUCCAUCUGGUGCUGGCAUAGUUUCAAAGUUGAAUUUAAUGUUUUGUCACUGUCUGAUUAUUACAGUACCUACUAAAUGCUAUUAAUAUGAAUCUAAAGGUCAAUAUGGAAUGUUGACAGCCCAUUUUUCUAUUUAUAUAGGGCUUUAGCAACAUCAGAAUAUUAUCAGAGAUGAUGCCGGAUUUUAUUGACUUAAAUGUUUAGUUAAAUUUACUUAACUUUUUGCAGUAAAAUUUUUUUUUUACUUUCUCUAAUUUUCUAAUGAAUUCAUAAAGAAUCAUACACUAAAAAUAAAAUAAAAAUUGUAAAUUUUACACGAUUAUUAAAAUUUUUUGAAGAAAUGCUUAAACUAAGUACCCGUGAAUGAAAUUUAUAAUUUGAUUGACAAAAUUAGGUAUGAUUCAGGUUAAUUUUCAUUGCAUUUCCUUUUUUCCUUGGAUUUUGGUGUUGUGUGAUGUAGGUAUUGACUUACAUUUCAGUUUAUUUAAUUUAGGUUUUUAUUGCUUCUAACAUAUAAUCUUGCCUCUAAUUAUAAAGAAGUCAUUGUGAAAAUUAUUAUACUCACUAUACAAAUGCAUGCAACAUGCAACCUCCUCAAAGUACUGUCACGUAUCAAACAGUACUGGUACCUUCUGUGCCAUUGUUGGUGGAACACACAUCAAGUGAAUUGUGAAUUUGUCCACAGUAUAUGCAAAAAAAAAUUUGGCCAUUUUCUCAUUUAGGUUCACCAUAGCAGCCAAUACAAGGUUUGAAUCAUGUGUAAGUAGUAAGGUUUUUGAGUUAUUAUUUGUGUAACUAAGUUACUGUCUUUCAGUCAAAUAAAUGUUUAUUUUUAUUAAUA
Bacillus rossius redtenbacheri is the source of this 9994-nucleotide messenger RNA. RefSeq names its product tensin-1 (gene by). The record is from RefSeq and is a predicted model, not a curated record. The transcript has 21 exons. Gene Ontology annotation, cellular component: focal adhesion. Lineage: Eukaryota; Metazoa; Arthropoda; Insecta; Phasmatodea; Bacillidae. The coding region runs from base 2826 to 6998 and encodes 1390 amino acids. Gene Ontology annotation, molecular function: protein binding.